Molecule: messenger RNA, 1548 nt
Organism: Aspergillus wentii DTO 134E9
Lineage: Eukaryota; Fungi; Ascomycota; Eurotiomycetes; Eurotiales; Aspergillaceae
Exons: 5
Coding region: 1-1548 (515 amino acids)
Biological process (GO): transmembrane transport
Molecular function (GO): transmembrane transporter activity
Source: RefSeq, a predicted model, not a curated record
AUGGAUAUUGAAGGUUUUCACCCACCGAAUUCUAUAUCUGACCAAGAGAAAAGCGCCCAACAAGGUCAGCAUGAAGUCGAUAAAGGAGGAUACAUUCUGGAUACUUCAAUUGCAGACGAGAAUCUACAGACUACUUCUGAUGGCAGCAAAGUCCUAAUUCCACAGCCCAGCAGUUCUCCAUAUGAUCCUCUCAACUGGUCCUGGCAUAAGAAACACCUCAUUCUGUUCAUCAUCUCCAUCACUUCCUUUCUCCCCGACUAUGGCAGCGCCACUGGUGCCAUUACUCUGAUUCCCCAAGCUGAAGAAUGGAAUAUGACAAAAGACCAUGUCAAUCACUCUCAAGUCGGCAGUGUCUUUAUGAUCGGCGCAGGAGGCGUUGUUGCCGUCGCGCUGUCUGCCUAUUUCGGUCGAUAUCCAAUGCUGUUCUGGUUCAUGUUAAUUGGAUUGGGAACAGCCAUUUGGUGUGCUGCUGCCCAGAGCUUUGAAUCGUUCAUGGCUUCUCGUAUUCUGAAUGCGUUCUUUUCCACCGUUGCCCAGGGAGGUGGCCUCAUGUUUAUCAAAGACAUGUUCUUCUUCCAUGAACACGCCAGGAAGAUUAACAUCUGGUCCAGCUUCAUCAUCCUGUCGCCGUAUCUUGGGCCUCUCAUUGCUGCGUUUAUCACCAACACGCAGAUCUGGCGAUGGGCAUUUGGCGUCUAUACCAUCGAGACUGGCCUGUGCCUUAUUGCGAUUAUCCUGUUUGUAGAUGAAACGUACUAUGACCGUCGAACGGGUCAGCCGGAAUUGGCACCGAAUGGACCACGAUGGAAGCGGAUGCUGGGGAUACAGCAGUGGCAGACUGGUUAUUUGCAGACGACUUUGCUCGAUGCCAUCAGACGGCCUGCGAUUAUUCUCUGCAAACCACCAGUAUUGCUGGUGAUGCUGUAUUAUAUCCCCACCUUUGCAUGGGUCAUCGGAAUCAACACCACUCUGUCCAUCUUCGUUGGCCCUCUCUACGGCUUUGGCCCAAAGCAAAUCGGCUUCUUCUACUUUACUCCCAUCGUCGCAGUCAUUCUCGCGGAAACUACCGGCCACUGGCUUCACGACUUCGUCGCCACCGUCGCUGCCCGCCGCAACGGGGGCUGUCUUGAGCCUGAACAUCGUCUGUUCGCCAUCUGGGUAGUGGCGCCAUUCAUGAUCGCCGGUUUGAUUCUGCUCGGGUUCGCCCUGGAAAACGGGUAUCACUAUAUGUUGGUCUCGUUGGGCUGGGGUUGUUUUGUCUUCGGCAUUCUCAACGUCACGGUCGCUAUCAGCGCAUAUCUUCUACAUUCAUACCCGGAAGCCAGUGGCGAAGUAGCAGCGUGGGUUAGUUUCGGUCGGACAGUGGGAGGCUUCAUCGUGAGUUAUUUCAUGGUGGAAUGGUCAGAGAAGCAGGGAGCGAAGAGACAGUUUGGAACGAUGACGGGCGUUGUGGGAGGUGCCUUUCUAAUACUCGUGGGGGUUCAGUGUUUUGGAAAGAGAUUGAGGAUCUGGGCGGGGCCUGCGAAUUUCGAGGCCAAAUCGCCGUGA